Molecule: messenger RNA, 879 nt
Organism: Funneliformis mosseae
Lineage: Eukaryota; Fungi; Glomeromycota; Glomeromycetes; Glomerales; Glomeraceae
Source: the annotation of a GenBank genome assembly
AUGCCACAACAUCAUCGCUUGACUAUUUUUAUUGAACAAUUAAAUGAGAAAGCAAAUUUGUGUAAUAAAUUUGCUAUUUGCAAAGCAUGUAAAAUUAAAGUGAAUUAUGAAUAUGCUUAUGAAAACAAAUUUGCUAAUACAAAGCUUCUCUAUACUGACAGUGAAUUAACAAAGCAACGAGUACAAAAUAAAAAAAAACGAACACGUUAUGAAGGUUUUGGUAAAAAUGAAGAAACUGACGAUAAUGAUCUCAUGAUGCCUUCAGAUAUCAAUACUUCAGCUAUUACAUCAAAUGUGUCAUGUCAUUCAUCAAUUUCAAGCAUAUCCACACAUAUUACUUCUACUUCUAGAGAUAGUGGUCCAAUGGAUAAAUUUAAUCUAGUAAGCCAAUAUGGUCCAAGAAUUAAAGAAGAUUAUUUAGAUCCUGGUGAAGAAUCCAGCCAUAGUAAUCACAGAAAUAGGCGUAAAAAUACUAAUAAUGAAAAUAUAGAAGCUGUUGAUGAAUUAAUAUUAUCAAAUUCCAUUUGUGAUCCUAUUAAUGAUGAGGAAUUCUGGAAAACACAAAUAAAACAAUUAUAUCACUCUAGUAAUGCUCUUACUAAUGAAAAAAAUCUGAAUAAUGAUGGUGGCGAAAAUAAUAUAAAUGGUAAUGAAUUAAGUUUUGAAAGAAUAAUGAAUUUAUGGAACCAAAUGUUAAGAAACGAAAUAUUAGAUGAUAAAUCUGAUUUAGAGGAUGAAAAUAAUGAAAUGGAGAAUUUUGAUAUUGAUAAUUAUCUUUCUGAGUAUAAAUAUCCUCAACGAGAUUCUACAGCAAAAUGGAAGCUAGAAAAUUUAUUUAGUGUAGAAUUAGAAGUGCCUGAAUAUGUAAAUAAUUUAUAA